UCCAUUUGGGAGCGGGGGGGCGGGGCUGGUUUCCGCUGUCCCGGCUGAGAGCUGAGUCAGUCUCUCCGGCAGCAGGAGCUGGGCUCUGUGUCGACCGGCAAAGUUUACUCCUGAGCCGGGAGGCAGCGCUGAGCCACCGCGGCUCCCAAACUUACUCCAUUCCCACUGUCCCCCCAGCCUCCCACCCCCCCCCCCCCAAAAAAUACAGCCCACUGUUUGUGUCCCCCCCACAAAGUGAGAGAGAAGCGGAUUGUGUGAAAUGAACUCUCUCUCUGCGUGGCUGAGGUUUAAAGAGUCUUAAAGACCCGGGGGGUGGGGAUUAUCCCCAGUGCUGUUCUAUCAACAGCUGAUACACCGAGUACCUUCAGUCCCUAGAGUUCCUGUGACAAGCCACGACCCAACGAAAAUGCUUUGCCAACUUGUCCAUCAGUGCUCCAAGGCUCAGCAGCGAGCGGGGCAGAUCGCCGUGUGAGCUGGCUGUCUGUGCACAUCUCUCCCUCUUCCCCCUGGGUGACCCAGUCGGGAUUCUUCCGAUUUCGUUCAGCCACUCGCCCCUUCCACCUUCCGAGUGAAUGCCAGCGGCGGCGGGCACCGGUUUGGGGUCGUUAUUGUGAAGGACUGCACUUGGAGCGGAGAGUCAGGGGGGUGGGGAGUCCAAAAGAUGUCAACCCCUGCCAGGUACAAGAAAGAUAAAGAGAUCAUCACCGAGUAUGAAGCACAAGUCAAAGAAAUACGAGCUCAGUUGGUCGAGCAACUGAAAUGCUUGGAGCAGCAGACGGAGAUGAGAGUUCAACUCCUCCAGGAUCUCCAGGAUUUCUUCCGCAAGAAGUCCGAAAUCGAAAUGGAGUAUUCCCGAAACUUGGAGAAACUGGCUGAGAGAUUCAUGGCAAAAACCCGCAGUACAAAAGACCACCAGCAAUACAAGAGGGACCAGAAUCUCCUGUCCCCAGUUAACUGCUGGUAUCUGCUCCUGAACCAAGUCAGGAGAGAAAGCAAAGACCACGCAACUUUAAGCGACAUCUAUCUGAACAACGUUAUCAUGCGCUUCAUGCAAAUCAGUGAGGACUCUACAAGGCUCUUCAAAAAGAGCAAGGAGAUCGGAUUCCAACUGCACGAGGACUUAAUGAAGGUUCUCAAUGAACUGUACACGGUCAUGAAGACGUACCACAUGUACCACACCGAAAGCAUUAGUGCAGAGAGUAAACUGAAGGAGGCUGAGAAACAGGAGGAGAAGCAGAUUGGGAGGGACCCUGUCUUCAACAUCCAGAUGGAAGAAAAGCACCAGAGGCGGAGGUCGGUGAAAAAGAUCGAGAAAAUGAAAGAGAAGCGUCAAGCCAAAUACUCUGAGAAUAAGCUGAAGUCCAUCAAGGCCCGAAAUGAGUACCUAUUGACGUUGGAGGCGAGCAACAACUCCGUUUUCAAAUAUUACAUCCAUGACCUUUCUGAUGUGAUUGAUUGCUGUGAUCUGGGGUACCAUGCAAGUCUAAACAGAGCUCUGAGGACAUUCCUUUCUGCUGAAUACAACCUGGAAACAUCCAGGCAUGAAGGCCUGGACAUCAUCGAGAACGCUGUUGAUAAUUUGGAUCCUCGCAGUGACAAGCAGCGGUUUAUGGAGAUGUAUCACACAGCAUUCUGUCCACCGGUGAAAUUCGACUUCCAGCCACACAUGGGAGAUGAGGUUUGCCAGGUUAGCGCUCAGCAACCCGUGCAGUCUGAGCUGAUGCUCCGAUAUCAGCAGCUGCAAUCCCGACUGACCACCCUGAAGAUUGAAAACGAGGAGGUUAAAAAGACGAUGGAAGCAACUCUGCAGACAAUACAGGACAUGGUGACCAUUGAGGAUUAUGAUGUCUCAGAGUGUUUCCAGCACAGCCGUUCAACAGAGUCUGUCAAAUCCACGGUGUCCGAAACUUACCUGAGCAAGCCAAGCAUUGCAAAGAGACGAGCCAAUCAGCAAGAAACCGAGCAGUUCUAUUUCAUGAAACUCAAAGAGUACCUCGAGGGGAGCAACCUCAUCAUGAAGCUGCAAGCUAAGCAUGACGUGUUACACCGCACGCUGGGGGAGGGCCAGAAGAGUAACUUCAUGACCACAAGGCCUCCAAAUGUGCCCCCUAAACCUCAGAAAGCCAGGAAAUCCAGGCCCCGAUCAGAAUAUAAUGCUAAGUUAUUUAAUGGGGAUUUGGAAACGUUUGUCAAGGACUCUGGACAAACCAUUCCUCUAAUUGUGGAAAGUUGCGUGCGAUUUAUCAACUUAUAUGGUCUUCAGCAUCAGGGGAUCUUCCGAGUUCCUGGAUCACAGGCUGAAGUCAAUGAUAUUAAAAAUUCAUUUGAGCGAGGUGAAGAUCCUUUAGCUGAUGAUCAGGAUAACCAUGACAUUAACUCAGUCGCAGGAGUUCUGAAGCUCUACUUCAGAGGUUUGGAAAACCCACUCUUUCCUAGGGAAAGAUUUAACGAGCUCAUUCCUUGUGUCCGAGUAGAGAAUCUGUAUGAGAGAGCUCUUCAUCUUCGCAAGAUUCUCCUCACCCUUCCCCGCUCUGUGAUCAUCGUGAUGAGAUACCUCUUUGCCUUUUUAAACCACCUGUCUCAAUACAAUGACGAGAACAUGAUGGAUCCUUACAACUUGGCGAUCUGCUUCGGCCCUACCCUGAUGCCUGUGCCCGACACGCAAGACCAAGUCUUGUGCCAGGCCCAUGUGAACGAGCUGAUCAAGACGAUCAUCAUCCACAGUGAGCUGAUAUUUCCUGACCCCAAGGAUCUGGAGGGACCCGUCUAUGAAAAGUGUAUGGCCGGUGACGACUAUUGUGACAGUCCCUACAGUGAACAUGGGACACUGGAGGAUGUCGAUCUCGAGACUGGUACUGAGACGCACACCAGUGAGGAUGAAGGUGAACCCAUUGAAGCAAUCGCCAAAUUUGAUUAUGCCGGACGCUCUGCUCGAGAGCUGUCGUUUAAGAAGGGAGCGUCGUUGCUUCUCUACCACAGAGCAUCUGAGGACUGGUGGGAGGGGAGACAUAAUGGGAUUGAUGGGCUCGUGCCCCAUCAGUACAUUGUGGUGCAGGACACGGAUGAUACCUUUUCUGACACUCUGAGCCAGAAAGCUGACAGUGAAAGCAGCAGUGGGCCAACAGCCGAAGACAAGCUGUCCUCCAAAAACGACAUCAGCUCACCGACCGAUCGUGUUCCUGAUGUUUAUGCGGCAAGACAGAAAAGGAGACCAGAACCACCGACAGCUCGGCGCCCGUUGAGACCCAACGACGGGCACUGUGCAGUGCACCCAGUCCAUGGCUUAGUAAGUAGCUCUGGGGACGGUGGCCCUUUGAUCAUGCCUACCCACGCCAGCUCCCGCCUUUUCCACCAGAAUCGCAGCAUGCCAGUGGACAGUCCGGAGAGGCGUCGCCGAGGUGCCCUUGGCAGCCUUUCCAACCUUAGCCGACAGGAGGCUCUCAAAAAGAUCGAGAGUCCGCCAAUCAGAAGGUCUACAUCCUCCGGUCAAUACAACUGCUUCAGUGAGCAUAAACCUCUAGACCCUGAAACAAUCGCCCAGGACAUUGAAGAGACAAUGAACACUGCGCUGAACGAGUUGCGGGAGCUGGAACGUCAGAGCACAGUGAAGCACACCCCCGACGUGGUCCUGGACACCCUGGAGCAGAAGAAGAGCAUGCCGGCCUCUCUCCCCGCCAGCGACCCACGAGGUGGGCACCCCCCUGCCGCCCUGAAACCCGUCGACCCUGUCAUCCGCAGGAGCACCAGCUCUUCCAGCGAGCCCGUGGGCACCUCCAAACCUGUCCUGUCACCCAGGAUGGGCUUGCAACUCAAACCCCCUGCCCUCAGGCCCAAGCCAGUGGUGCUCCCCAAGACCAACCCCACCGUGGCACCUCCGCCCGCUGUCCAGAGUUCCACAGACAAAUCCUGCACCAUAUUUCGGAUCGGCGAUCCCUGCGUUGUUGUCUAUCUGAUCUGAGCUCUGUGGUUAGCUCUAUCAGAGCAGCUUGAGUCAAAAGCACAGGUUGCCCACCAGGAGAGACCUUUUCCACAUCAAAGCCCUUUGACAUUGUUUCUGGGAGCAUGUUGAUGUCUGCAUUUCCAACCCUCCCCUUGUUGCUUGCUCGCUCCCUGUUGGAGGGGGGGAAGAGGAUAGUAACCUCUUCCCCUCAACUGGCAGAUUGAAUAUCUCUUUUAUGGUCCUCUUUGACCUGACUUUGAGACUGGAAUACAACUUCGGGAUGACCAAAGGAGUGCUAGUGUUAUACCACCUUGUGGCAUAGUGCGCUGGUACGUUAACCCAACAGUGCCACAGUCUAUCAGCUCAGACAACUGCCUAACUCUUAGCCCUUUUUACAAAAAUAACCCCUGAGACUACAAUCAUUGAAAGCUGCACAUACAUGGAAUCUGUGGUUUAAUGACCUUGUGACGCACAGUCAUUUCUGUCUGCCAUGAAUCUAAUCUACUAAAUGUUGAACUUUUCGUAACAUUUUACAGUUUCCACUUCAUGUGGUCUUUAAAAGAAUGUGGUAGUACUUUUAAGGAACAUGUAGUAUAGAGUUCACUUAAAUUAAUUUAAAAAAAUACAAAAUGUACAUCAGCCAAAAUGGAUUCUGCAACGUUGCCUUGCUACCAGGAUUUGUAUAUUCAAAUAAUAAUUAUACUGGAUUGCGAGAAAUGCUUACAGCAGAUCCGAAUUUAGCAAAGGUGUAUAAUGGAAAUUAUCAAUUUGACAAGUGUUUUCUGGGUGCAAUCACAGAAAAUAUGUAGUCCAAGGCUAGGCUUCUUUAAACUGCAGUUUAAGUGGAUUUGUAACAGGGACCUGAUAACAGCUACAGACACACUGAGUGGUAACUACCAUUGACCACCUACCUGACAAAACUCUGGAUCCUUUACUGCCAUUUUAGUUCCCGAUAGUUUCCUCACUGUCGGCCGUUACCCCAUUGUGUCAAUGUACAUCUCUAGUACGUACAUGCGGAAGUGCCUUUAAACUCUUAGAGAAACUUGAGCCUUGUUCUGUGCUGUUGCAUUUCCAUUUUCACUCAUUGAACAACUCUCGUUUUAAACAAAAUGCAGUUGUUGACAAUGUACUGUUAAUCAGUUGUGACAAUGCACUUUUGUGUAUAGUACUGUACAUCUGGCAUGUAACA
Hemiscyllium ocellatum (epaulette shark) is the source of this 5129-nucleotide messenger RNA. RefSeq names its product SLIT-ROBO Rho GTPase activating protein 1a (gene srgap1a). The transcript has 23 exons. The record is from RefSeq and is a predicted model, not a curated record. Gene Ontology annotation, molecular function: protein binding. Bases 662 to 3958 code for a protein of 1098 amino acids. Lineage: Eukaryota; Metazoa; Chordata; Chondrichthyes; Orectolobiformes; Hemiscylliidae. Gene Ontology annotation, biological process: signal transduction; negative regulation of cell migration. Gene Ontology annotation, cellular component: cytoplasm.